AUGAUAAUGGCAGAAAUUGAAUUUAAUCCAAUUCUUAUUUAUAACGAGCUUGUAAAUUUGUGUGUUAAGCCACCAUUAAGUGGUAGAGUGAUUAGCAAUCAUAACUCAGCAAGUGCAGAUAAUUCCAAUAACAACAAUGUAAAUACUAAUGUUGGUGAUGCUCAAUUGGUUCCUUCUCUACGAAUCGAUUCAACUACUUUGUCAAAAGAAGUUAACAAAUUUCGUGCUUGUGAUGGAGUUUCAUGUAUUUAUUGUAGAGAAUGGGCUUCUUUAAUAUACAAGAAAAACUUAACUUGUGACCCGGUUCAUAUUUUAGAAUUUUUAGAAAUUAAAAAAUCUAAUUUAGAAAUUUCAAGGAAUAAUUUUCAUUUUUUGAAAAAAACCACCAAAAAACCAGCACAAUGCCAUCAUUCCAAGCCUGAUUGGAAAACUCCUUCAGAACUUGAUUCCGACCGAAAGAUUUUUAAUGAUCAUUUGAUAAGAGAAAAAAAUCACGAUAAAGAAUUACUUAAAACCGAUUUAGUUAAAGCGUGGCUGCAUCUUAACAAAAUUUUAACAAGCAUAACACAAUUGGAGGCGACUCGUGAUCUGAUACUUGGCAAAGGAUGCGUUGAAAAUUUAUCAAAGUUUAUGAAAGAGCACCGGGAUAAAACAAUUUCUUUCAAUGAACAUUGGACUCCUAUUGCUGAAACAUAUAAAAAAAAUAACAAGUCCAAGAAAUCAAAUAAUAAUAACAAUGCAACUUCAGCUGCAAAUGAUGUUGAAGAUAUAGAUGUAGCGUUUGGUGCUUUUACGAAUAAUUGCAGAAAUGCUAUUUCAUUAUUUAAGAAAUCCUUUAUUGAUAAAGCGUGUGAUAAUGCUGUUCAAUUUGGAGAGGAGGCGCAAGAUAUUUUAUUGGAUUUAAUAACGGAAGCAGAGAAACGAGUAACCGGUGAGGGAGUUUUAGAUUUUCACAGUGAUCUAUUGGAGAAAUGUAAUAAUGCCUUGAAAACGGUCAAAGAUAUAAAAUUGAUGAUAUUAAAAAGAAUUUCAAUUAUGCGAUCGGAGAUUGCCAAAAAAGAGAAUGAACUUAUUCAAGAGAUUGAUGCUUUAGAAAAUGGAUGGGCGAAUGAAUCACAAAAAACGUUGCAAGGACGGCUAGAGAAAGCCAAUAACAAAGAAUUUCGAAAGCGAAUUAAAAAGUUCGAGAGUGCUAUGCAAUCAAAAAGACAAUUUGUGGUAAAUUCAAUAAAUAACCUAUUAUCAACCAAAGAUUUCACAAGUAUUUGUAUAAGUUGUUUAGAGAUCUUUAUGAUGGAAGGUGAGGUUUUAGAAGCUAUGCAGCUUAGGAUACAUUAUGAAUCUUACGAUGAGAGGCUUAAAAAGUUAUCUUUUCAACGUGAAAUUUUAUUAAAAGAUUAUAGACAGGGUGUUGAUACUGAAACUUUUGCACGUUCGUUACCAGUUCCACCUGGUCUCGACAUGUAUACCAGAGAUAUAAAUCAAACACAACAAUCGGUAAAAUCAACAGCACCAAAACCUCCUCCACUAGCGAUGACAACACCACCACAAAUAAAACAAUUAUUAUCAACAGCACAGGAAUCAAUGCAAUCAAAUCAUCAAAGACAUGAUAAUUCUUUUAAUGAUUUUAAUUUUGAUGAUUUGGGUAAAUCUGAUUUGGUAUUACUUGUACAAAACUUGAUUAAUGAAAAGUCGCAAUUAGUUACUAUGCUUGUUUCGAUGCAACAAGACGUGAAAUUAAUUACCAAUUAUUCAUCAUUAUUACGUGAUCGUGAUCGUGAACUUCAAGCACUUCAAAUGAUGGAAGCACGUAAACAACUUGAAAUGGAGGAAGCAUUUAAAUAUAUUCAAAGGCUGGAAUUUCGUAUUGCUCAAUUAGAAAAUAACAAUAAUAAUAAAUCAUCGAUUGGCAAGAACAAAUACAAACCUCCACGGAGAAACCCUGCUACAAGCUCAAGGAUUCAAAGUGUCAGAUGUGGAAAUUGUGGUGAACAAGGACAUGUUAGUCAAGAUUGUAAGAUUGGGUGUAGAUAUUGCGGUGAUUUAAGACAUUUAAGCGAAUAUUGUACAACGGACAUUAAGCUUAUUUCAAGAUUCCAUCAUUCUGCAACUGUUCUUGACAAAACUAUUUAUAUGAUUGGUGGUCUAAGCUCUUUUGGUAAUAACGACAACAAUAAUAAUUUGUCACUGACAAAGAACCUUGUUGACUUUAACUUUUCUGAACUGGAGGAAGAAUUAAGUCCAAAAAUAAAAUUAUCAGAUCCAGCAGUAAAAUUAGUUGAUGUUAAAACGGGGACUGUCACAGUACCUGACAACAUUAAAGGUCAAACACCAGUGUCACGUUAUCAUCAUUCAACAACACUUAUUGAUAAUAAGAUCUAUAUAAUUGGUGGGCUGGAUAAAGAUAAUAAUCCUUUGUCAGAUAUUGCUUAUUUGGAUUUGUCAUCAAACACUUGGAUUUUAGUAAAUACUCAACAAUUUCCAAUAGCAGGUCAUUCAACAACAGCGAUAGAUCACUAUUUAAUAUCGUGUUUUGGUUUUAGUGGUAGUAAUAAGUUAACUAGUAAUUGCAAUGUUUAUGAUACUUCAAAUAGUUCUUAUUUAUCAAUUCAAAUCAACGGAAAUGAAAAUAACCGAGGAAAUAAUGAACUUUAUGCUUUAAAUACUUCAAAACUUCCAGCUUUAUUAUCCUGGACACCAAUAACAAUAAGUUCUAAAAUAAACCCUAAUAGAAAUCUCAUACCGUCACCACGUGGAGGCCAUACCGCUUUCACCAUUAACGACAAAAAAAAUAUUGGUAAUAAUGACGUAAUGAUGAUUUGGGGUGGUUACUCUGACAAUAAUUUGGUUGAUUCAGAAAUCUAUUUUUUUGAUGUGAAAUCUAGCUCAUGGAUUGACAUCUCUGAAACUGGAUACCUUGAUAAUAAUGACGUUUUACCUGAUAGCAACUCCGGUUCUAGAAGUUCUAACGUAGUGUUAAUAAUAGGUGGGAUUGUAAUUGCUGCCACAUUGCUUGUUAUAAUUAUAACAGUAGGACUUUUUUUAAUGCGUAAGAAAAUUAAAUUACAAAUUGACAAGGAUAUUCAAAAUGAUCCUUAUAUACGUCCCGGUGGUAAGCUUGGAAGUAAUUCGGAUUUAAGAGAAUCAACUCCACCUUUGUCACCUUCGAUAACGGAUGAUGAAAAUGAUUCAGAACCCACAGAAAAUCGUCAACUGUCUACUUCUAUUAGUUCAAAUAUUUCCAUGUCCGAUGCAAAAAAUAUGACAAACAUACCUGAUCUUCCUGUUCUUCCUUCUCCAGUCACGCCAAAAGAAACAUUACCUCACAAAAUCAAAAGAACGCAUAAACGUUCAUCGUCAGUUUCUUUAACUGCAUAUGAUAUGGCAAACAUUGCCCGGGCAAAAAAAUUUACAUUUCCAAUGUCACCUCUGCCCGUUGAAAACGUUUCCAAUGUUGCAAAAUCAUCAUCAUUGAAUUCCGAUCCAAAUAGAAACACAAAUACUCCAUUUAAAUGGAGAUCGACCGAUGAUGAACAAGAAGUGGUGGAUAAACGAGGCACUUCUUUAAGAAAUUCUAGUCACAGUAAUAAUAAUAAUAACUCACAAGAUGGUGAUUAUAUUAUUUAUGGUGAAUAUAUAGAUACAAUUAGAAAAUCCAAAAGAUCUUCAAAAAGAACAAGCAGAGUCUCAUUUGCACCCAUUGAUGAAAAAAUAGAAUAUAAUGAGUCGGAUUCAUCAAGAAGCGUAUCAUUAGCCAGAAUGUCUGGUAGGUUUUCAUAUCAAAGCAGUUCAUCAAGUAUCUCUACUUCACAUUCAAUUAUUGAAGAAGAAGAAGAGGAACUCGAUAAUAUUAGGGACAACAACAAUAGCAAUAAAAACAAACAUUCGCCAUCAACUCUCAAAGGUUUACGUUUAUAUGAUGAUCACACAGAUGAAUCUAAAAUAAGUAGAUUAUCUUUUAAUGUAUAUGAUUUCAAAAUAGAUGAUGUACCAAUGCCUGAAAAUUCAUCAACGAUAGCUUCAGCUACUGCUCCCGCUUCAAAAACAACCGAAAUUGCCAGAUAUUCGUGA
Messenger RNA from Entrophospora sp. SA101, 4071 nucleotides. The record is from the annotation of a GenBank genome assembly. NCBI's taxonomy places the organism in Eukaryota, Fungi, Glomeromycota, Glomeromycetes, Entrophosporales, Entrophosporaceae.